Messenger RNA from Gallus gallus (chicken), 11542 nucleotides. RefSeq names its product roundabout guidance receptor 2 (gene ROBO2). The transcript has 31 exons. The coding region runs from base 815 to 5557 and encodes 1580 amino acids. Gene Ontology annotation, molecular function: protein binding. The record is from RefSeq and is a predicted model, not a curated record. Lineage: Eukaryota; Metazoa; Chordata; Aves; Galliformes; Phasianidae.
GGGAGGGAGAGAGGCGGCGGCGGCGGCGGCGGGAGGUCCCCGCAGCCUCUCUGUGCUGCACGCAGCCCGCCGCCACCGCUGCACGGCAGCAGCUGCUCCACGGCGGAGUUGCUGCCCUCCAGCAGUUCCGCUCCGGUUCUCAGCGAGGAGGGAGGUGUAGGAAGAAGGGCUUUAUUUCGAGGGGAUGCUGAGAAAGCCGUUCCCUCCUGUAGCACGUUGCCUGGGCGUUCCUAUUAUGGAAGUUAAGUGAGAAACUCUGCAGCUUGAACUGAUUUGGGGGGGAGAGAGAGAGAGAGAAAAGAAAGGGGUAGGACGAGGGGAGAGGAAAGCAAAAUAGCCAAAUCAAACCAAUGGUUUUCCUGCAAAGUGCCAGGAAGUUUGCGGAACACUUUCUAGGAAUCAGGUCCUUUCUCAGAGCCUCUCCUUGUCUUCCGAAGAAAGAGCUUGCUUUUGGAUUGCCAUGGAGCCUAAAGAGAGCCUUAGACACACUUGAAUAAUUCCUCAGCUUGGGCUGGAUUGGUGGUAAUUUAGGAAGGAGCGCGUGUGCUAAGCAGAAGCUUUCGGAGCUCGCUGCCUGCUCUAAUCUGUAUGGAUCUAAAAGUGUCACAUUCAAGACCUUUCCAUCUGCAGCUUUUGAUUGCAAGAUUUCCCUUUCCGCUUUAAGCGGCUGCUAGGAAACUGAAAACUUUUGGACCUACCUCUCGCUAUCUUUGGAUACUUUUUUUUCUUUUUUUUUUCUUUUUUUUUUUUUUUUUGUUUGGAUCUCUGUGGAAUUGCUCUCGAAAACGAUCGGGAUUGCUUUUAAUAUGUCAAAAUGGGUCUGCUGACGCCACUCCUGCUCUUUGGAUUUGCAUUUUUUCAAGUCUACGGAUCCCGUCUCCGCCAGGAGGACUUUCCACCGCGGAUUGUUGAGCAUCCUUCAGAUGUGAUAGUCUCUAAAGGAGAACCAACAACCCUGAACUGUAAAGCUGAAGGACGGCCAACUCCUACUAUUGAAUGGUACAAAGAUGGAGAGCGAGUGGAAACUGACAAAGAUGAUCCUCGCUCCCACCGUAUGCUGCUGCCUAGCGGAUCUUUAUUUUUCUUACGUAUUGUGCAUGGACGCAGGAGUAAACCUGAUGAAGGAAGUUAUGUUUGCGUAGCAAGGAACUAUCUUGGAGAAGCUGUGAGUCGCAAUGCAUCUCUGGAAGUGGCAUUGCUACGAGAUGACUUCCGCCAAAACCCUACAGAUGUUGUAGUGGCAGCUGGAGAACCUGCAAUACUGGAGUGUCAGCCACCUCGUGGACACCCUGAGCCUACCAUCUACUGGAAAAAAGAUAAAGUCCGUAUUGAUGACAGGGAAGAGCGGAUCAGUAUACGUGGUGGGAAGCUAAUGAUCUCCAACACACGAAAAAGUGAUGCUGGCAUGUACACUUGCGUUGGAACCAACAUGGUGGGGGAACGAGACAGUGAUCCAGCAGAGCUGACUGUCUUUGAGCGGCCCACGUUUCUCAGGAGACCAAUCAACCAGGUGGUGCUGGAGGAGGAGGCCGUGGAUUUCCGGUGCCAGGUGCAGGGGGACCCGCAGCCGACAGUCCGCUGGAAGAAGGAUGACGCAGACCUGCCAAGAGGAAGAUAUGACAUUAAAGAUGACUACACUUUGCGCAUCAAGAAGGCUAUGAGCACAGAUGAAGGCACCUACACGUGCAUUGCUGAGAAUCGAGUUGGAAAAGUGGAAGCAUCUGCUACCCUUACUGUGCGAGCUCGCCCCGUUGCUCCCCCACAGUUUGUGGUGAGACCACGAGAUCAGAUUGUAGCCCAGGGUCGAACUGUGACUUUUCCUUGUGAAACUAAAGGAAAUCCCCAGCCAGCUGUUUUUUGGCAAAAAGAAGGAAGCCAGAAUCUGCUCUUCCCAAACCAGCCUCUCCAACCCAACAGUAGAUACUCAGUAUCACCAACUGGAGACCUCACUAUUACCAACAUUCAACGGUCUGAUGCAGGCUACUACAUUUGUCAAGCACUGACGGUUGCUGGAAGCAUUUUAGCAAAGGCUCAGCUGGAGGUUACUGAUGUCUUGACAGAUAGACCUCCACCCAUCAUCCUCCAGGGGCCUGUCAAUCAGACGCUGGCAGUGGACGGAACAGCUCUGCUGAAGUGCAAGGCUACUGGUGACCCACUUCCUGUUAUCAGCUGGUUAAAAGAAGGCUUCACUUUUCUGGGCAGAGACCCUCGAACAUCCAUACAGGAUCAGGGGACCCUUCAGAUUAAAACUCUGCGGCUGUCUGAUACUGGAACUUACACUUGUGUUGCAACAAGUUCAAGUGGGGAGACAUCAUGGAGUGCUGUUCUGGAUGUGACAGAGUUGGGUGGAGCAACAGUCAGUAAAAAUUAUGACAUAAAUGACCUCCCUGGACCACCAUCCAAACCUCAGGUCACUGAUGUUACUAAGAACAGUGUCACCCUGUCCUGGCAACCAGGGACCCCUGGAAGCCUACCAGCUAGUGCAUAUAUCAUUGAGGCUUUUAGUCAAUCUGUGAGCAAUAGUUGGCAAACAGUGGCUAACCAUGUGAAGACCACUCUCUACACUGUGAGAGGACUGCGUCCCAAUACCAUCUAUCUGUUUAUGGUGAGAGCUAUCAAUUCACAAGGUCUGAGUGAUCCCAGCCCUAUGUCAGAUCCUGUUCGAACACAAGAUAUCAGUCCACCAGCACAAGGUGUGGAUCACAGGCAAGUCCAGAAGGAACUGGGAGACGUCAUUGUACGACUGCAUAACCCUGUUGUGCUGACACCCACAACAGUUCAAGUUACCUGGACAGUUGACCGUCAAUCGCAGUUUAUUCAGGGCUACCGAGUAAUGUAUCGCCAAACGUCUGGCCUACCUUCUCCAGCUGUAUGGCAGAAUUUGGAGGUCAAAGUCCCAACAGAGCGCAGUGCUGUUCUAGUCAACUUGAAAAAAGGAGUCACUUAUGAAAUUAAAGUUCGCCCGUACUUCAAUGAAUUUCAAGGAAUGGACAGUGAAUCAAAGUCUGCUCGUACCACAGAGGAAGCUCCAAGUGCCCCUCCUCAGUCUGUUACUGUCCUGACAGUUGGAAAUCACAACAGCACAAGCAUCAGCAUCUCCUGGGAUCCUCCCCCUCCAGAUCACCAAAAUGGAAUCAUCCAGGAGUACAAGAUCUGGUGUCUAGGUAAUGAGACUCGAUUUCAUAUCAACAAAACAGUAGAUGCAGCCAUUCGGUCUGUAGUAAUAGGUGGCCUGUAUCCAGGUAUUCAGUACCGUGUAGAAGUUGCUGCCAGCACCAGUGCAGGUGUGGGAGUGAAAAGUGAGCCACAACCCAUAAUAAUUGGAGGCCGUAACGAAGUUGUCAUCACUGAAAAUAACAACAGCAUAACUGAGCAAAUCACUGAUGUUGUCAAACAGCCUGCCUUUAUAGCUGGCAUCGGUGGUGCAUGUUGGGUAAUUCUGAUGGGUUUCAGCAUCUGGCUGUACUGGCGCAGAAAGAAGAGGAAGGGGCUCAGUAAUUAUGCUGUUCAGUCCUUCACCUUCACCCCUGCAGUCACAUUCCAAAGAGGAGAUGGAGGACUAAUGAGCAAUGGAAGUCGACCAGGUUUGUUGAAUGCAAGUGACCCCAGUUAUCCUUGGCUUGCAGACUCUUGGCCUGCCACAAGUCUGCCAGUUAACAACAGCUCUAGUGGACCCAAUGACCUUGCCAAUUUCAGUCGUGGAGAUGUGUUGCCACCAGUGCCAGGACAAGGAGAUAAAACUGCUACUAUGCUUUCUGAUGGAGCCAUUUACAGCAGCAUUGACUUCACGACAAAAACUAGUUACAACAGUUCCAGCCAAAUAACGCAAGCUACACCAUAUGCCACCACCCAGAUACUGCAUUCCAACAGCAUCCAUGAGUUGGCAGUCGACUUACCUGAUCCUCAGUGGAAAAGCUCAAUUCAGCAAAAAAAUGACCUGAUGGGAUUUGGCUACUCUCUCCCAGACCAAGGCAAAGGCAACAAUGCCUUGCUUUACAUCCCUGACUACCGCGUGGCUGAGGGAUUGGCUAAUAGAUUGCCACACAACCAGUCACAGGAUUUCAGCACCACCAGCUCCCACAACAGCUCCGAAAGGAGUGGCAGCCUCUCAGGUGGCAAAGGAGGGAAAAAGAAGAAAAGCAAAAAUACUGCCAAGCCUCAGAAAAGUAAUGGUUCAAACUGGGCCAGUGUUCCCCUCCCACCCCCUCCUGUGCAGCCGCUUCCAGGCACAGAGCUGGAACACUACGGGGUGGAUCAACAAGAAGCAGGAUAUGACAGUGAUGGUUGGUGUCCACCCUUGCCUGUUCAGACCUACCUCCAUCAGGGCAUGGAGGAUGAGCUUGAAGAAGAUGAUGAUCGUGUUCCCACACCUCCUGUGCGAGGAGUAGCUUCAUCACCUGCGAUCUCCUUUGGGCAACAAUCAACUGCAACCCUCACGCCUUCUCCGCGAGAGGAGAUGCAGCCAAUGCUUCAAGCCCACCUCGAUGAAUUAACCAGGGCCUACCAGUUUGAUAUAGCAAAGCAGACAUGGCACAUCCAAAGCAAUACACAACCUCCUCAGGCUCCAGUUCCACCCCUAGGAUAUGUAUCUGGAAACCUUAUUUCAGACUUGGAAACAGACGUUCCAGAUGAUGAUGAGGAUGAUAUUGAAGAAGAAACUCUAGAAAUCAAUAGGCCACUGAGAGGUCUAGAGCAUACUCCAGGCUCCAGUAUGGACAAUCUAGACAGCUCUGUGACAGGUUCAAUGGUAAAUGGAUGGGGUUCUGCGUCUGAUGAGGACCGUAACUUUUCUAGUCAUAGAUCUAGUGUAGGUAGCUCCUCAGAUGACUCGAUCUUUACCAGCGGCAGUUUUGCACAAGCACUGGUUGCAGCAGCAGAUAAAGCUGGUUUUAGGCUGGAUGGAACCAGCCUGACAAGAACAGGCAAAGCAUAUCCUUCCUCUCAGAGACCUCGGCCAAGCAGUCCUUUUUCUACUGACAGCAACACCAGUGCAGCUGUCACUCAGAGUCAGAGGCCGAGGCCCACUAAAAAACACAAGGGAGGCCGGUUGGACCAACCCCCCUUGCCUCAUCGUAGGGAAGGAAUAACAGAUGAUCUUCCACCACCACCUGACCCACCGCCUGGUCAGGGUUUAAGGCAGCAAAUAGGCUCGGGCCAGCGCGGAGGCUCGGCAGAGAGGAAAGGAAGCUCUCUUGAGAGGCAGCAUGCACCCAGCGUAGAUGACACAAAGAGCUCCUUGGACCGGCAAGCUAGGACGUCACUAGAGUGGCAGCGGCAAACCCAAGAGUGGAUAAGCUCUGCAGAACGCCAAGAGGAUUUCAGGAAAGCCCAACACAAGCAAGCAUUCGGAUCAGAAGAGGCACUGGUACCAUACAGUAAACCCAACUUCCCAUCCCCUGGUGGCCACAGCUCUUCAGGAACAGCUUCUUCUAAAGGAUCGACUGGACCUAGAAAAGGUGAAGUCUUUCGAGGAGGUCACCAACGCAAUGCCAGUGACCUUCUUGAUGUAGGCUAUUUGGGAUCAAACAGUCAAGGACAGUUUACUGGUGAAUUAUAGUAGUUGAGAAGACACAUUGCAAGCUGCUCUGAUGGGCCAUCAGGGCUGAACUCAUGGAAGUGAUGACACUAAACAGUGCAAUGAACAUUUUCUUUAUUUAUGUACUAUUAAAAGAACUGUAAAUGCAAUGUAAAGACACACAGCCACACAUAUCCCACAGAUACUUGUGUUCUUCUCUUUAUACACCAUCCACCUUAAAAUAUUCCUUGUCAGGAGUAUAAAAAAAGAAAAAAAAAUAAAAAAAAAUCACCCUCCAGGAUGAAAAGAAUUUCCUUCUGUAUAUAAUUUCUUUUGUUGCAUUGCUAUGCAAGUUCACCUUCUUUUUAGCUAUGUUCAUAUUCAUGUCUGUUUUUAUUGGUCUGUUGUAUUAUAUGUGAAUUAAUAGGCUGUGGUGCCAUAUAUUAACUUUUAAUUGUGUAACUUUUAUGUUUAAAGUUUGCACUGCAAUUUUAUUUGGUGAUAAGCACAAAACCCUACUCCUCAUGACAUGAAGAAAAAAAGAGACUGAAUGUGUGAAGAAGGUUUACGUACUGUAAGCUACUUUGGAUAAUGCUGGAUGUAAAAGAAGUAUGUUAGGUGGUUUUCCAUUGGGGCGUAGAAAUUAGAAAGUGACAGGCAAAACUGAUGUCAGUGAAGACAUUAGAAACAGAUUUAAAUCUCUUAAAAGCAGACAACAUGGUUACUCUUCCUAUUUAAGAAGGGGUCAGAAGUUGGAAGUUUGAGUUUAAAGAGUGAAUAUGAAAAUUAACAGUAGCAUGAGAUGGCCUAGACCCUUCCACUAGAAUGAUUCCCUUAGUAUCUGUUUUUAGCCAUCCAGUGCCAUUAAGUAAAGGUAAAGAAAAACAAACCUUGCUACAAACAAAAGAAAUUAAGGUGUUUCACUAAAGCUGUUUUAUAUUGCAGUUUUGAAAGAAUUAUUAUCAUUAAUUUCUGCAGCCCAAAAAAUAAGUCAGAAAUUUCCCAGAAGACUGUAAACUCAAGGAAUAUCUAGUGAGUAGUUCAGGAUGCAAUUUAUUAUUACAACAUAUUCAGGCUGCUUCUGAAAAAAACUAAAUGUCAGAGUAUCUUAUUUCAUCUUUCCAAUACAUGUACAGUACAAUAGUAAAUAGAGCUGCACCACUGAAAUUCAUGACAUUAAUUGUUUUGAUGCAGUCUAGACUUUGUGUUCUGUUACCUGAAGUCUGUGAGAGCUGAAGCUGAUUUCAGUUAAAUUUUUAGUGUUUGGAAGGACAGUAACAGUCAAAUUAUUGUUUUUAGAUUUUUUUUUUUUUUUUUUUUUUUGUGAUGCAAUACAUUCAAAAAGUUGGAUACAAGCAAAGAAAAUCUUUGAACUGUUUUUUUAGUGAGUGGCUUCACACCCUACUAUAAUGAGGAAAUAAUGCAUGUUUAUACACUUUUUGAAUAAACCAAAGUCUGUAAGUGGACAUUAAUGACAACAUCCCGUCUCUUCAUUAGUUUUCAUGACUUCGUCCAAAUCUUCUGUACCUCUCAAAUCUCAAUGAUUGAACUGUCAAACUUUUCUUAGAAUGUUGUAUAUAGGUAUCGCCCUCAUUUGCUUAAUUUAAAUAUUGCAUCCUACAGCUUAUUUCUGUUAGUCUAUUUCUGACCAUGAAUAUUUUUCCAUUUGAAUACCCUUUUCAUAUAAUCAGUCUAUGUUGUUUUAUAUAUUGCCUUGGAGCUCACCAGUAUUAAGGACACUUUUAGUAAUGGCAGAAUUUUAGAAGAGUAAAUUUCAAUGCUGAAUAUGUGUUGCUUUUCAUGUCAUUAACUUCUUCCAUGAUAAGAUAAAACACGACAGCCAAUAGCUAUAACUCAGCACUAUCAAAUAUAUAUAUAUAUAUAAAAAAAAAGGUAGUUAACUUCCUUAAGUUCAAGACUGUUAUUUAGCAGGUUACAAAUCAAAAAAAGUUGAGAGAAAUGAAUGCAUUUAUCUAUGUAAGUGAUAUAUAAGUGACUAAUGAGUAUAUGUAACUUUCCUGCUUGUUAAAUCAUUAUAGUUUAAACCAUUAUUUAAAAAUGUGCAAAAUUGUUCAAUCAAGAUAAAGAAGGCAUCAUAUAUACAUAUGUAUUGGUUUUUUACUUUGUUUUUAUCAUAUGAAGAGAAGAUUAUUCAGGUUACAACUCAAAUUGAAUUCUCUGGAAAAAAAAAAAAAUGUAACUAGUCACCAAUGGAAUAGUUCUGUUAAUUUGAAAGCUUGUGCUGAGCUUUGGUGGAACACCUUACUCACUAUAUCCUAUUUAAAAUUCAGUAUCAUUAGAACUUGAUGAAGCCAUCCCAAUUACUUUCAAAUAUGUGUUUUAUCUCUUCCACUGGAAAGUAAAUGUGUGUCAGUAUUAAAGCUGUGCAGUACCAUGAUAUUCACUAACUUGUCCAUCUGCUUCUGUACAUUUUUGUUCAUUAAUAAUUUGCUUACAAUAUUACAUAAAGUGUUCUUGUGUAUCGCAAAGUGUCUCCAUUAUCUUACAGGUGAUGUCUCUUCUUUUUCUCUCUCUUUUCUAUACAGUGUACUUCCAAUGAACCACAGUACAUAUUUUUUAAAAUGCCAUUUAAUUUACUAUUUUAAAAGAAGAAUUCUUCUUUUUUUAAAAAAAAAUGGAAAACAUUUAUUGUGAAUAAUGUGUUUAAAGAAAAGGGAUGUUGUGGCAGCACUUAGAAUUGUUUUUUAAUUUGUUUUUAAAAAAAUAUUUAUUGGCUACAGUUUGUUCACAAAAAAGUAUGACCUCUUAAUGUGUUUCAUUGGUAUUGUUAGUGCAGCAAAGUUUAAUUGGCAUAAAAAGUUGGUUAAUAGUCCUGUUGAAGUGUGUAUUGUAUAUUUACUGGGGAAAAAAAAAUAAAACAUAUUCACAUUUCAAAUCUAUGUUAAAAUACCUUGAGUAAGGAGUCAAUAUGUGAAAAUCCAAACUGGUAACAAUCAGGCAAUAAUAACAUAGACUGAGCUAUAAUCAUCACUGUCCACUUACAGGUAACAAGGAUCAUUUUGUACUCUGUUUUUUGAACUGUGUUAAUAGCUGUCUUAUAAAUAGCUCAAUGGGAAACAUCAUCUGCCAUAGGGAUUUCUCAUGAAGCUCCUCUCCAUGUUGGGAAUAGUUGUACCAAUGUAAUUACACUGAUACAGCUAUUCUAGUGAUACAGCCUCCAUUUGUAGACAUACUAUGUCAGUGUGUACAGUAAGGGCUGCAAACACAUGGCGUACCUUGCUUAAAGCCCAUAAUCUAGUGCAUAUAUACAACCCUGCGUUCAGUAGUUCAGAACCCCCUGACCUGGGGUUUUGUACUGGUGGAGCUACUGCCAACCCAGAAUAGGGUAUCCCCAGGAUGUAAACAUAGAUUCUGGAUCAAAUUUUCUCAAUCUUUGCUUGAACAUAUGCUUAAUUUUAAAUGCAGGAAGGCUGAAGAAUCAAUUAAUAAAUUGUUCCAUGUACUUCAGUGGUGUAUUGCUGCCAUAUCAGUGAUGCAAACAGACAUUUAUUUUUUGUUAUUUAAUGUUUCUCAAGUCCUUAUCCAGGUCAGUUAACCUUUUGAGUAAAUUUUUGCUCUCACCUGAAAUACCAGAGAAACAGCAUUCCCUGAAAAAAAAAAAAAAAAAAAAAAAAAAAAAAAAGGAAUGUUUUAAGUAUAUUGAUUUAACAAUAAGCCAAUGUAAAAGGAAGACAUGACUGUUUAAAAUAAUACUGUGCUGGCUUAUGCAUUGCCAGUCAGGAGAAAAGAUGUGUUCUAAGGCUGGGAAAGAGUCCUCACGACUGACAGGAAAGAUGCUCAGGUUGGGGGAGAUUCUGGCAGGAACUUUUUAAAAUACAGGCAACUCUUGAAUUUUCUACAAUUUAUGCACUGUUGGUUUUGUUGUUGUUGUUGUUGUAUGUUUGUUUUUAUGAUUAAUGAUUUUUGGGAAAUUUAGCAGGGGAGCUAGAAGGAAAAAAAAAUGUUGGCUAGCAAGCAGUCUUUGGCCGUCAAGGCUCUGCACACAUUGUACAGAAGAGUGGUGGCAUCCAACCACUUUGCUCUUUCUACCUUGUUUCCCAGCUUUUGUUAGACUGACCUCUCACCCUGCCAACUGCUUCCAAACCCAAAAUAAUAGCUAUGGCUUAAAGAUAUCUGGUAGGACCCAGAGGAGAUGUAGGGCUGAGCCUGUGUGCUGUGAAUGUGGACAGUUACUGGGCGUGUGGGGAGAGCUACCUCUGAGCUCUGGCAUUGAUGCAAGAACUGUCUUGCUCUCUGCCUCUAUUUGACUGUGCAGCUACAUCCAGGAAAAGCUCAGCUCUUGCUGUCUAGAGCAUGCCACAGUAUAGCAGUGUCUUUUCUAAUUUGUGACUCCUCAUUCAGUCAUUACAGACCAUCCCAGAUCCAAUGCCUGCCUCACACCACACGACCCAAGGACUGAAAUUGCAUAUGCUGACAUUUAGGCCAGUGAAGUUGUUAUUCCAAUCUAUGCAGCAGAAUGAAAAAAAAAAAAAGGAAAAAAAAAAAAAAAAACUUGUCACUUCAGCAUGAACCUUUUAAAACAGUCCUCACAAAAAUCAUAGAAAACAAAGCAUUUGAGAUGUAUGUGUUUGAUUUUGUUUUGAUUUUAUUUCAUUUUCUUGGGUAUCUUUUCUUAGCUACCACUGGACUUUCUUUUUCACAAGCUGCUAAACUCUUCCUCCCCCAUUCUCUAGCACUGAAUAAGUUAUGACGUUAGAGAAUACUUACAUUUGUGUAAUUUCUGUGUUACAACUAUCAACAGCAAGGUCCACAGUUGCAUUCACUUCAAUUGGUCAAAGCCAGAUAGGGAAUUAAAUGUUUGGGAUUUUUUUUUUCUAAAAAGGCCUGCAGCUAUUUGUGCCAACAUUUGCUCCCCAUUUGUGCUGAUCAGUGCACCUUUUGCCUUCAAGGAUGCCAUUAGUAAUUCUUGUUUGCGUUCAAAAGCAGGAAUCCAUUGUGCAGCACUUGGAGAACUACUCAGAUGCAGGUAAAGAAUAUAACAGCUUGAGCAAGUGCUAAUUAGAGCCAAUUAAACUUAAUUGACCUCCUUUGGCAGAAAAAAAAAAAAAAAAAAAAGUAGAAUAGAACUUGCUCUGUCCUUGCAAAAUGGAGAUCUUGCCUCUAAGCACGAGUGUGAAGCUCAGUUUCAUGUAUCAGGCUGUAGCAAUUACAUGAGUAUAACAACCAGGAAGAGGCUCACUCCAAUUUUUUUUCUAGUGACCGAGCUCUGCCCUAUUAAAGUACUGCAAUAAAAGUAAGAUUUCUGGUUCACUCUAUUUAAAAACUUAAUUUUUACAGAGCAAAUGAGCAUCCCAAGAUGCUAAUGCUAAUCUCUAGGAAUGAAUUGGCAGAAAAAUACAGGAUCUUUUUUGUAGGUAAGUAAUGGCGUGAGCACAAAGAGGUGAUUCUACACCUGCAAGUUGGAAACAGCUCUGCAGGGAGGCUGUGUCUGUGCUGUUCAGUAGGUGCAUGCCACAGUGUGCCUGGAUCAGUGCCUUGCACAUCUGCCUACAGUUCAGCACUGCUCCCACUGUACCUUCCCUUGAGGUGUCCUUCUGUAGACUUCUACUGGGAGAGGGCUCACCAGACGCACCUGAGGUUGUGGUGCUGUUGGGCUGGGCCACGGGGAGCACAUGUGCACCACUGCCAUGGGUGCCAGAGUGUAGACAUAGGUGUGAAAAGAAACCUGAGGAGAGAGGGAGAGAACGAAGGGUGGGAAAUGUAAAAUUGUAUGAAUUCAAAGGUAUGGUCAGUGCUAAACUACCAAACCCUAUGAAAGGCCUGUAUCCAGCUUCAAUGACUGCGUUUUGCUGGUGUCAUUAUUUAUUUAAUUUUCUUUACCAGGAACUGAAUGCAACUGAUUUUGCUGCUAACUUGGCCUUAUUAUUAACAGCAAUAAAGGUGUUAGUCAGGUGGGGACUUCAAUGUGACCAAUAGCAUCACUCUUGCUUCAGGGAAUGUUCUUGUGCUGGCUUGUUAAUGAAUUUCUUUCCUAAUGAGUAUCAUUAAAAACCCUUUGAUUAGCUA